This is a messenger RNA of Radiomyces spectabilis, 1486 nucleotides long. RefSeq lists its product as uncharacterized. The record is from RefSeq and is a predicted model, not a curated record. NCBI's taxonomy places the organism in Eukaryota, Fungi, Mucoromycota, Mucoromycetes, Mucorales, Radiomycetaceae. The coding region runs from base 88 to 1314 and encodes 408 amino acids. Gene Ontology annotation, molecular function: protein binding. The transcript is spliced from 3 exons.
GCCAAAAAGUAAAAAAAGCAAUGAAAGUUUCAUUUUUGGUACAAUUUUUUAUCUUUCAGUUUUUCUAAACCAUUCUCGACAACGGCCAUGGAAGACAAUUUUGACGUAUUCCAAACAAUGACCACUGUGCCAUGUACUUUUCCAUGCAAGGAAAUAGUCGACGUCAAGGUAAGGCACUGCAACCAAACCCCAUUUCGCCGUCCUUCUCCUACUUGGCCCAGGACAGAAGAAAAAACAAAGGGCAAUAAGAUCAAUAUUGAGCAAUUGGCAAAUGAACAUCACCUGGUCCUCAUUACCAUGAAGAGCAUUCCUUGUCCUGUAUGUCCACAACUACUGCGAAUUCUAAAUAUGUAUGGAUUGGACCCCGACGUCAACCGAUACGUGGAUCCUUUUACGCAACAAGAAUGGACCAUUGAUCCCGAAAGGAAAAAGUUCUUUCGCCUUUUACUGCAAAAGGAUGCUUAUUUCAUUGUCAUGUGUCCCGGUUCGCGGGCAGGCGUGGCCGACAUUCAAAAGAACACACCUUUUCUCGACUAUCCGUUCAUCGGCGGCGAGCAAGCCAUGGAACUCGGUCGUGCUUUGAAACUCAAUAUGUCAGACGAUGAAUUAUGGCCUGCCAUGCUUCAGAUUUGUCGCGGCACUUUGGCGGUGGAGAAAAUUUAUAUUGGACGAGGCCCCGGUCAUUACUUCCAUCGAUUUCUUCUGGAACGUCUGAUUGAUGAACGGUGUAAAUGGGAAAUGAUGGGCGUUGUCGCCUACCACGAUGCUUACAAUCUCAUCGAUCAACUGAAACGAAAAAUCCAGAAAUGCAAAGACCGGAAACUCGCUUCCUGGAUCCUGUCCUUCUCCGCCACCGACAUACUUCCCAAAACCGAUCUGCCAGCACCAUCCUCCUCCUCCGAAUUCCCCGCCCAAGACUUACCGCCCGAGAUCUUGGACAUUGUGCUUUCCUUUGCCCCCGAUAUCGCAUCUCUGGUCAAGGUGGCACGGACAUCGCGUGUUUUUUACAUUACUGUAUGCAAUAUACUGGUUGCACGCUUACGGCACCACAUGGAGGCGUUACGCCCGGCCUUGCCCCACGUCAACGGAGACAUCGUGUCAGACGAGACGGAAGUGGUGAACUGUGAUCUCGAUCGGUGGGCGGCCAGUGACGCCGGUAUAGGUUGUCGGGAACUCCAACGUCGCGUGCAAUCACUAAAGGAGGUGGAAAGUGAUAUCGCCAAAUGGACCAAACGAUGGACACCACGACGGCCGAAACCUUCUUCCGCCAAACCGCCCAUGCAAAAUAUCCAGUUACGUAUGGGGGCCAUGUAAAUAUCACUCCCUCUUCCUUGUAUAUCUUUAUAUUUUUAUUAUUCUUUUCUUUAAAUCGUUAUUGUACGCUUUUUUUUCUAUGACAUUUUGCGUGCAUUGCCCGUUAAUCGAGCACGUUCAUCGUCUUCCAAACUAUGGAAAAAAGUCAAAAUAAAUACAAAUGUUCCCAUCA